Gracilinanus agilis (Agile Gracile Mouse Opossum) is the source of this 1701-nucleotide messenger RNA. RefSeq names its product interleukin 1 receptor like 2 (gene IL36R). The transcript is spliced from 10 exons. Lineage: Eukaryota; Metazoa; Chordata; Mammalia; Didelphimorphia; Didelphidae. Gene Ontology annotation, biological process: regulation of inflammatory response; signal transduction. Gene Ontology annotation, molecular function: interleukin-1, type I, activating receptor activity. Bases 1 to 1701 code for a protein of 566 amino acids. The record is from RefSeq and is a predicted model, not a curated record.
AUGGUGAUUUUGUCUUGGCUUCUUCCUGGUUUCAUCUUAGCUUUUCUUCACGUUACCAGAGCAGAAGAGUGCAAAGUCACCAAAGCAAGUAGACAUUUUGUGGCAGGGCAGCCUUUUGCUCUUUCUUCCACAACCAACACAGUGAAGUGCGGUAAUGGAAAUGUAACUUGCUAUAAAAAUCCUAGCAAAACUCCAGUAACUACAAACAGAAAUUCCAGAGUCCACCAAUAUCUGAACUGGAUUUUAUUUCUUCCUCUAACAUUGGAAGACUCAGGAAUAUAUGAAUUUGUCAUAAGGGAUUUAGAGUGCUGUCUAAGAAUCUCCAUAAACCUAACUGUUCGAAAUAGGAAUACUGGUGGGUGUGAUGAUUCCAACAAAGACCUAGCUGGGCUAGCAUAUAACAACAACUACCAAACAUUAUAUAUAGGAACAAACAGCAUUCUUAGAUGCCAUAUAAUCUCCUUCCCAAACAAAACUUUGAGCCCAAUAGAGUGGUAUAAGGAAUGUAAACCUAUUGAAGAUAAAAAGAAAUUUGUGCCUAUUGAAUCUGAUCUCUAUAUUCAUAAUACAACAGCUGAGGAUGCAGGAAUUUAUUUAUGCAAAACAAAGCUAACAUACAUGGGAAAACAGUAUGACAUUUUAAAUAGAAUUUCCACAACACAACGAAGCAACACAGAAGCAAGGAAAACACCUGAAAUUUUUAGUCCAAAAAAUAAUUCCAUUGAAGUAAGGCUUGGUUCUCCACUUAUCGUGAACUGUAGUAUAAAAGACUGGAAAGGGAAUUCACAUCAUAGAAGUUGGAAAGUCAAUGGCACUUUUGUAGACUUUCUCAAUUCUAGUCGAAUUAGAGAAGGAGUAGAAACAGAGGUUGCUUGCGGUGAAAAAUAUAUUUUCUAUACUGUAAAUAUCAGCUUCUCAGAGGUAAGACAAGAAGAUUAUGACCGUCCUUUUAUAUGUCUAUCUGGAUCAUCGGCAGCAUUUAUCAUGCUCAAACAUCCAGCUCCAAAUGUUCGAGGGUACCUAAUAGGAGGGACUUUUGCUGUAUUGUUUAUGAUUAUAUUUGUAAUGUGCACCUACUAUGUUGUCAAGAUUGACAUUGUACUUUGGUAUCGGAGCACCUUUCAUUCCACUUUGAGUAGAGAAGAUGGCAAGCUCUAUGAUGCUUAUGUCUUAUACCCAAAACCUAAAACUGAAAGCCAAGGACAACACAUGAACAUUUUGGUGCUGAAGAUCCUGCCUGAAGUCUUGGAGAGACAGUGUGGGUACAAAUUGUUUAUAUUUGGAAGAGAUGACUUACCAGGACAAGCUGUGAUCAAUGUUAUUGAUGAAAAUAUAAAGCUAAGCAGAAGACUGAUAAUCAUUUUGGUCCCAGAAUGUUCAAGUUAUGGUCUGUUAAAGAACAUGUCUGAAGAACAGAUCACUAUCUACAAUGCCCUCAUCCAGGAUGGAAUGAAAGUCAUACUCAUUGAAUUAGAGAAAAUUCAAGACUAUACAGACAUGCCAGAAUCAAUUAAAUACCUUAAGCAGAAACAUGGAGUGUUGCAGUGGAAAGGGGACUCUGUGGAGGGAUCGCAUUCAGCAAAAACAAAGUUCUGGAAAAAUGUAAGGUAUCGUAUGCCACCUAAACGGUACCCAUGUUCCACUACAGAGCUGCAUCUUUCAAACCAGAAUGAGAUAAACACUGCACUGUCUACUGAAUGA